Brenthis ino (lesser marbled fritillary) is the source of this 450-nucleotide messenger RNA. Lineage: Eukaryota; Metazoa; Arthropoda; Insecta; Lepidoptera; Nymphalidae. The record is from the annotation of a GenBank genome assembly.
AUGAACCCGAGUGUAGCGAAGGGCCGCCAGCAUGGCCAUGGCGGCGACGCGCGGGCAUACCACACCCGCGCCCGCUGCGCUAGCACGCCGGCGCGCUCAUGCGGCCUGCUGACACUGACGCGGCCGGCCCGAGCGGCGCUCGGCGCGGGACUGACCUCGCCCGCCGCUGACACCCCCGGACACCCCCAGCCUCAACCUCCCCCCCACACCCGCACCCUGCGCCCCGCCUGCGCCUUCAGGUGCGCGUCGCCGCCCUGCCCCUUAAAAAAUCCUCAGCCCAUUGUGUGGAGGGCAAAUGAGGAUGUUCAAGGUGUUAAGUGGGGCAGCGAGGGCAAGGUCGCUGCAUCCGAGCUCAGCCCCCUCCCCCAGAAAUCCCUUGAAUUUUCCCAUAAUAAUGGCGUACAAGUAGUUAAAGGGAAAUGUCGACGACCGCUCCAAGCGCGGGCCCUG